AAACUCAGCGUGAAUAGACAUAUAGAUAGGGUUCUAAUGAAAAGUUGUCGCAGAUUUCAACGUAACCUGUUGAUGGUGAAUGGGUGUACGGACUACAUGUGCAUUAUCUACAACUGUGUUGUAUGGAAUAUCCAAUCCACCCAUCCCCAUCUUGAGGACAUGGCCGCUAAUGUGGGUUUUCUGUAGCUGUAUGAGGAAAGAGAAGGCACGGGUUGGAGAGACGCGCGCAGAAUCGCACGGUUAGACGGAGACAUUUUCACAGGAGAGAUGGCGUUCAUGUCCCGGUUCUCCCGGUCGCGGAGCAGCUCAAGAUCUCCUAACCGAAAAGAUUCGGAGCGUGGUUCACCGAUGCUGACGGUUUCCGAGCUCGAAAGACUCCUCUACACUGGAAAAACAGCAUGUAACCAUGCAGACGAAGUGUGGCCAAGACUUUACAUUGGUGAUCAAGAUAUAGCUUCAGAUCGGCGAGAAUUGACCAGACUGGGCAUCACACACAUCCUAAACUGUGCCCAGAGCAAGUGGCGAAGUGGGGCAGAGUUCUACGCGGGUAUGGACAUCACUUAUCAUGGCAUAGAGGCUCAUGACUCCCCCUCGUUUGAUAUGAGCGUCAACUUUUACCCAGCAGCAGAGUUUAUCCACAAGGCUCUUAAUAGUGGAGGUAAAGUGCUAGUCCACUGUGCGGUAGGAGUCAGUCGCUCUGCCACUCUUGUGUUGGCCUAUCUGAUGAUCAGACAGAACCUCACCCUGGUGGAUGCGAUCAAGACGGUUAAGGACCAUCGUGGGGUCAUCCCCAACCGAGGCUUCCUCCGCCAGCUGAACGGGCUGGACAUCAUCUUGAGGGACAGCCGCAAGGCUUCACUGUAGAGCCCGAAUCCAAGACCCACCCAUCUGUAGUCUGCAACUGGUAACUCUUUGUUGUGAGGCUGAGAAAUGUUAUGUGUCACAUGAUGGCAGUUGGUGUCGACAACAGCAGGUAACAUCCCCCCCCAAGGGCUCUAUUAGAUGGAAACAGAAAUCCCGAGACUUUCUCGUUCAAAGUAAUUACAGAAUUUUUACUUUCGUAACCCACAUUUAAUAUCUGUUACCUCUUUUGUAUGUCACAAAUAUAUAAAUGUAAACAUGACAUGAAUUGGAACUUGCAUUCCCAACAGAUCAGGAACCAUUUUGCCUUGAAUAAGUCUCCAUUCUGUUCUAAAUUAUUAGAGAUCCUUGCCCUGAGAUCUUCCUGCUGUGUUGAAAUUUAACAUAAUCAUCUGUGCCUGUAGAGACACAUUUUACCAACCACUGGUCUUGCCUAACAUAAGUGCGUUAAGUUAAAACAAUGUAUACCUUGCUGUAUUGGGUCUCAGUUUGAGGUACAGAAUGCCUUAUCAAGUGUUAUUUUAACCUAGUUCUAGUUAACUCUGUUGCUAGAUAUAGUGCUCUGAUCAGCGUUCACACACCUAGUGAAUCAGGCAAAAGGUGACAAGCUGUAAGUCUACACAGAUAUGUAGCAUUACAAAACUGAGGUGAAUGAAUAUGAUACAAAGUUUCAAAUUACUGCUACGAAACCAUUUCAAUUGGGUGUUAAAUGUUAAUGUAUGAUUCUCAACCAAAGGUAUAUGUAACUUCAAAUAUAUAAUUUUGUAAUUCAUACCAGUAUUUUCUUACCUAUCAAAUAGUCAUUUAUAGAUGACGAAGAUGAAAUACACAGUGAACGAAGAACUUCAGGUUAGAGUACCUUCACCACCUUGCGUCACCUAAGACCUGACUGUUAGCUUGUUCUUACCACAACUUGGUCAUAACUACUGGUGUUACAUCAAAGUCAUUUGAAAAUGAAAAAAGGCUUAAUGUUCUACUAGCACACAACUUACAGUAGGAAGGGUGUUUAGUGUGCAUCACUUACACUUGUCACAAUUUUGAAAUGGUUCAGUCAAAGCUACCAACUGCCAGGAGAACUGCACUAUGUACUGUACAAAAUUGCCAAUCUAUUACAGCAAAUGAAAGGAUUUUACAGUUUUUAAGUCCAGGAGGUUUGUGUUCUGUUUGCCGGUCAAAGCAAUUGAUUGUCAGAUACUGAUCUGGAAUAUCUUUGAUGAUAUCUUCUGAUAUCUUUUGUGUCGUCUGAUCGACUGAUCAAUACCUCAAGUAUCUGCUUAUUACAUAAUUCUGAGCAUAUGGUUUUUCUAAUAUUAAAAAGAUGCCAGCGACUUAAAAAAAACACACAGUAUUUAUAAGAUACUAACAAUGACAUGGGCCCUGACAUGGCCCAAAGAAAAUGAUCGACUUUACAGUAGAUCAAAACGAAAGCUGGACGUGGCUGUACGGUUGACGUGUGAUGCAAGCUGUCUGCUUUCUGUAUCACUGUCACUUUAUCACUACCACCUGUAGGUACAGUAUUGUACAGGUGCAAGACUAACAAGCCAAUGACGUCACUGCAGCAGUUGGUGAGAUGUAUGCAAAUGUAUAUUUAACUUCCCUGUCAUAUUAUUCAAACUUGAUGUGUUGUUGUCUCCCAUAUGAUCAAGCUAAUACCAGCCGGUGUGUCACUGCACACAAGUCUAUCAACCAUGGCAUUUUUUACCAAUCCAAUGUAACGUGUAUAUUCCGUAGGGUAUAGUUUAUUUAGAGGGACUAGGAUGGAUGGUUGAACAGGGGAAGGUGAGUCUGGACUAGUUCAGAAACAACUACUAAUAUCUUCAACAGCUAGUUUAAAGUUCAUGGAUCACUGAGAGAAUCUUCCAGAACGUACAUUUUGUAGAGCGUAAUGGUGAAGUACCUGUCUUCUGUUCUGCUUGGGGUUAUAUGCAUGAUAGCUAGCACCCAACCAAAUUAUCUCCAAUCAUCAAAACAAAAAGGUUGGAAUAUGUGAGAUAAUAUUUGAGUGAAGGAGCUACAGGUUGUUUCUGGACCAGGCCUUUUGUAAUUGUCUUUUGCUGUGUUGUUGUUCUGUCUCUGCUGUUUGUGUCUGUGGAGGUUUUGUAGAGUGAUCUGUGAUCAUUGUCUGUGCCUGUUUCUACUCAUCAAACUGUCAAUUUCUUACAAAACCCCUUUCUAUAGGAAUACUUGAAUGAUUUUUUAUUCCUUAUUUUUGUAGAACCGUGUGUGAUAAGUUCAAUGACAGACAAAAAAUAAAAGAUGUAAUGACGCCUUAACCUGUGUUAUGAAUGUUGGUUAAAAGUUGGCUUUUGAUUUAUCAAGAAUGCUUUAUUAUGGCUUAUAUUGUGUAUUUCAAAUUGUUGUUUUGAUAUUUCUGUGAUAUUUGGAAUUGGAAAUAUAUACUUCUCUCAGAUGUGCCUGUUUCCUGU
Hypomesus transpacificus is the source of this 3287-nucleotide messenger RNA. RefSeq names its product dual specificity protein phosphatase 26-like. The transcript is spliced from 4 exons. NCBI's taxonomy places the organism in Eukaryota, Metazoa, Chordata, Actinopteri, Osmeriformes, Osmeridae. Bases 268 to 864 code for a protein of 198 amino acids. Gene Ontology annotation, biological process: protein dephosphorylation; negative regulation of MAPK cascade. Gene Ontology annotation, cellular component: cytoplasm. The record is from RefSeq and is a predicted model, not a curated record. Gene Ontology annotation, molecular function: protein tyrosine/serine/threonine phosphatase activity; MAP kinase phosphatase activity.